AUGUCAGCCCCCCUACGGCCGCGUGCGGGUCGUAUGAAGCGUCUUGUGAAGCCUACCAAAAAUCAAGAGAUGCGUAGCGCUGCUCUGCGCUCCAAAUUGGCUGCUCUUCUGAAUGGCGAAACCCCGAGUGAUAUUCAAGAGAGUCCCAUCCUUCAGCCAGACAUAGUGGAAUCGAUGGAAUGGGAGGAUGAGGUGCUGGAUGUCGCGGAGGAGAUGCCUUGGAAGCGCCAUGGACGGCAUUUCGAACUGCAACAUAUGCUUCCCCGCCCCUCCCAUAUUCCCCCUUCCGUCCACUACGCCUGCGAAUCUGGAUGUACUUCGCUCACCCACAGCACUGUCCAAUGUUUAUAUCCAACCCAUAUGCAAACCGUGUCGAUCUCCACGUGUUCCUGCAAGUCUCUUGGCGCAAUUCUUGUUCAACAUGGAGUUUUCCCCUCGUCACCAAGACGGCCUCGCAUAGGCAUCUCCAUCGAUCUUCUCGAGCUCUACCGCGCUGUAUUUGAACGAUCGUGCGAUGCAAUCACGGCCUUGGCUCACGCCCUCCGUACCGUUUACGAACGUCGUGGAUAUCAAGUUCUCUCAACAAAGCAAGCGGGUGCUCGUGCCUCGGAUCCAUUUCGGCAGAGCUUGACCCAAGCCGUGCUGUGGUCAAGCAACCUCCGAGACCGCCUUCAGUCUCGCCUCACUGCGGUACUGGCCUCUGCGGAGGAUGCUAUAACAAGCGCUACUCAGGGUGCUACUCAAGGUGCUACUCAAAGCGACAUCGAUCACUCAGCAUCAAUGGGUAGCAUCUCCUCGUCAGUCGUUUUGAACGAAGCUAGCCACGAUAGCUCUGCGACGCCAACUCCACUGGUCGACAACAACAAUAACCCUCAAGUAACGCUUCAAACUGCAGCACGGACUGGGGUCGUCCACUCAGUAGGCACGUAUUCAAGCAUUCUAUUUGUUUGCUUCUUUGGCACUGACUUGGCCGUUAGUGGUGGCGACAUCCAGCUAGCCGGAGAUGCUUGUUUUAGCUAUCGCCAUCUGCGCUCCGCUGGCGAUGGUCCGACAGGAUAUCAACCAAAGUACUUCAUUGGCAAAGAGAAAGUCGAUGCAGUCAAACGUCGGAUGGACGAAGCAAGACGGAGGCGACCAGCACCAGCAGAUGAUGGAUGUGCGGAGAACUGGAAUGCUGCCAACGAGAAGAAGAGGGUGGCGGAUCCCAAGCGAUAUGACGCGAGCGGCAUCUUCGCGCUGACCUGUCGACACUCUCAGGUGAUCUUCAUGUGCAACAUCGACACACCUGGCGAACAACACCACUAUAUUGUUGCCCUUCUCGAAGAAGUGCUCUCUCGCCUCCCCCUUGGUAGCGACCAUCUGGCAAGCUUACGAUCAUUCGUAUUGAAUGCAAUGCAUGCCUAUGGGCAUGAAUGGGCGUGCCAACUCUUGUACAAUCCGCGAAUGGUUGUCGGAAUGGGAUUGACUGAUAAUGAAUGCAUCGAACGACUGUGGUCCCGUAUUCGCAAGCUUAUUCCAAUCACGCGCGGACAGUGGAAUUCACGGCGUAUAUGGACAAUCGACCAGUACGCUGCCUUCGUCAAUGAGGAUGGCUUCUAUAACCUAAGCGCUUGGAUACUUCGACAAGAUUCCAAAAACCUAGUCGCAAAAUACAAGGCGGCCGUGGCUACCCUACGGCGAUGUGGUGUUCCAGUCACUAAGCUUCGAGUUGAGUGGGAGGAGCAAAAGGCAGCGCAAAUUUCUGCGCGAAGACAUGCUCCAAAGCGUUUGCGUCGUGAAUUAGACAAAGUUAUCGCACUUCAAGCCCAAAUUGAUGCAGUGGAGAAAUCGAUUGACGACGUACAACAAUCAAUCCCCAACAGAGCUCCUGGAAGCACCUCGCGCGAGUUGUUAACCGAGCUCCAGGCAACACAAGCAGAGCUGCAACGGCAAGCCGAGGAGUUGUACGCCUCACUCAACAUUCCUGGCAUAUAUCCGGCACUUCAGGGACUCGCCCCAGAGCUCGCGCGGCUUCUUCUCAUGAUGCGCGACCUGAAAAUCAGUAUUCGAAAGAAGGCAAUUGGCUCCUUUCAAGAAUGGGAGACUCUGGAUCAGGCUGUUUCGGGACGACGGGAGCCAUUAGGAACCAAAAUGUACCAAGCGACUCGCUCCACUAUUACCAAACGCCAACCAGCGCUCAUCAAGGCUCUCAAGAAAUUCAACGCAUAUUGCUCUGAAUUCGAGCUGCUACGACCAUCUGACUGUCUCAUUCCAGUCCCGCAACCACUUCCCACCCAACUCAGUGCCCUGCGAGCCGACGAAUCUUUGCACGAAGAUGUCUGGAUUACGCCAACAGAAGGACGGCCGCCUCGAUGGCUCGAUGACGAGGAUGUCCGACAGGGCAUCCGUUGUCUUCACACGCUUGAUCGGUGCCGAGAGGAAGCGCUGCGAUUGAGGAUGGAGAAGGAGAAUCUGCAUCGGUGGUUGGAGAGCGAGGUCCGAGUCGUAACCUAUGCUCUGGAGCAUUGUCAAGAUGCUCUUGUACAAUUGCCCCUUCGUGAGCGGCGGGAGUACUUGGCCAUUCUAGGAGCUUCGUGGGCAAGAGGCUUAACAAGCACCUCUAUUGGUAAUCGCACUCUUGACAUACCAACACUCAUAGCUCCGACAAGCCGUCAGGAUGCUCUUCCUGCACCUGUUCAGGUAGAGCUUCAACCGUCUGAUGAACUCGAUCAAGAUGCUGAGGAAUCGCCAUUCGACUCUCCUCAAGAUGAGAUGGCACUAGAGCCCGAUUUGGAGAUGCUGGUGGAUGAUACGAUCAAUGCUCAGGAGACACUCGUACUCGAAGAAGAAGGCGGAGAUGAUUCUCCUGAGGGAGCGGAGACAGUAUACGCAUUCAAGCAUUGUGACGAAUCGCCUCCUGUGCAGGUUGACACAGAGCUUUUCGAGUGCUUGAAAAACUACGUUAAUCAGCAUCCCGCUCAACGAAGUGCCAACACUUCAUGCACCAUCAUCGACAUAACUGGCCGCAAGCAUUUCAUCGACUCAACGGACCUUGAUCGCCUCUUGCAUCGCAAACGAUGGCUGAACAACUUUUGCCUCAAUGGUGUCGCAGCCAUCAUUAUGCAAAACUUCAUGUCUCCGACCAGCUCCUGUGCGCUCCUGAGUACGCUAGAUCUCCACCGAGUUCAAUAUGGCACGGACGACUCCGUUCUUUGGCAUCAUCUUGCACCGACACUCUACUGGGAGAAGGAUCUCUGGCUUAUUCCGAUUCAUCGACGGCAGCAACAACACUGGGUUUUCGCGAUCGCAUCGAAACAGGAACAGCUGUUGUUUAUCUACGAUAGUUUUGCGGAUGCUACUGGCUGGAACUCCGACCUUGAGGAUAUCAUGAAACUUCUCGCUCAAAUGACUAAGCUAGCGAGUGCGAAUGGCCACCAUAUCCCCUCUGUCCACUCCAAGCGGCCGUGGCUUGUUCACCCCUUAUUCCAAGCGGUAUGUCCUCCUGCUUCGCAUAUUUGA
Mycena indigotica is the source of this 3498-nucleotide messenger RNA. RefSeq lists its product as uncharacterized. The record is from RefSeq and is a predicted model, not a curated record. Lineage: Eukaryota; Fungi; Basidiomycota; Agaricomycetes; Agaricales; Mycenaceae. The transcript is spliced from 12 exons. Gene Ontology annotation, biological process: proteolysis. Gene Ontology annotation, molecular function: cysteine-type peptidase activity. The coding region runs from base 1 to 3498 and encodes 1165 amino acids.